AUGAAAUUCUCGAUUAAAUCGAAAUCAGUUGAACAUUGCGGUGAAAUCGAAGGAAUCGAAGGAGAUUAUUGCAUAUCAGUUUGUUAUGAUGGUCAAGAUCAUAUCUAUUUGAUUAAUGGUGUCAAUGCUCUUUAUAUAGCAUACCAUUCAAUAAAGAAAAAAUAUCAUCCAAUUAACAUUGCAUCGUUCUCGGCAUGUCACGAUAGCAAUGGUACUUUCUACAUCUACGAUCAAAAUCACAAACGGUUCAUCAAAUACAAUGUUGAAGAAAGAGAGGUAACCGAACUCAAUGCUAUUCCUUCAAAGAAUGAUAAUGCAUUGUUGAUGUAUCAUAGAGAAUCAUCAAUAUCUAGUUUUAUCUAUUCAUUUGGUGGUGCUAAAUAUGGUAAUUUUAAAUAUUCAAUUGAAGAGGAACAAUGGGAACCAUUCUUAAAAGAUGAUAAAUAUGACAGAUAUGUACUUUCAAAUGCUACGAUAGAAAAGUUUAAUCAUCGUUGGCACAGAGAUUUAAGAGGAUCGAUAAUUACUAGAUUUUAUCGUCGCAAUAAUAAAAAAUACAUUAACAGAAACCGAUACUCUAGAAGAAAAUCGAAUGAAAAAGAUUGGCCAGUUUCCUCGACUCUUAGCUAUGCAUUAUCAUCAAUCUAUUUAACACAUGAUAAAAAAUGUUUGUUGGUCGGUGCAAUGAAUUCAUCGAUUCAGUUGUUGGAGAAGAAUUGUUAUUCUAAAAUCUAUGAGUUUGUUGUAUAG
This is a messenger RNA of Heterostelium album PN500, 750 nucleotides long. RefSeq lists its product as uncharacterized. Bases 1 to 750 code for a protein of 249 amino acids. NCBI's taxonomy places the organism in Eukaryota, Evosea, Eumycetozoa, Acytosteliales, Acytosteliaceae. The record is from RefSeq and is a predicted model, not a curated record. The transcript has 5 exons.